AAUCUCUCUUUGCUCCCUUUGUUAGAAGUUAAGCUACUGUGGAGUCCAUUGUUUUCAAGUCCAUUGUUUUCAAGAUUUGGCUGUAAAUUGAGAAUCUAAAAUUACUCACUUAAAGAUAUUAAGAGUUCUGAGACUGCUGUGAGGACUGGGGUACAUAUCCUGAGUUUUAGAUCUUUAAUGACUUUCUUGUCACACAUAUUCAGGCCAUGUGCUGUCUAUACAUGUUUGUACAUUGGCAGAGAAGGAUGAAAAAAUGUUGAUAAGUGAUUAUUAGUUGUCUCUUCAACAAGUCUAGUCUCUAUGCUGCAGAUCAGCUCUGCUAUUAAUUUGUCCGGCCAAAUUGUGCUCUGUAUUUUAGAAAUUGGGAGGGAUGAAAGUGCUUAAUGACUUAUUAUAUUGCUACAUAACUUUUACAGCAUCUCUAAGAGGAAUCUCAACCAACAGUUACACUAUCAAAGGAAAAGUGAGAAUAACAGCCAGCUUCUCAUUGAAAGCAAACUGUUACAGUGUAGGAGUGCUGACUUAGAGGGACAGAAUAUUUAUUGUCUAUCUUCUAAGAGAACGGCAGUUGGUGGUGGCCAGUUCUUCUCUUGAAUCACAGGUAUUUUCUGGCUUUGAGAAAAUUGUAAUGCUCUUUUACUGUGUGCUUUCUACCAAGGUGUCCAAAGUGAAUUUAUAGGUUGUGGUCACAUGUCUCUCAAAAGUAGAAUGUACAAUAGCAUAAGUUUAGCAAACAGUUUGGAGGAUACUAAAUCACACCAGAACAAUUAAAAAAAUCAUUUGUUUUUAAACAAAGAUCAGGCUAAUGUGGCAUAAUAAUAUUGCCAAAUUAAGUUCUUCUAGUGUAAUAUUCCCUUUGUGAAUUGAUGACUAAUGAGUAUUGCAAUUGUAUUCCGGUCUUGUUCUUUUCAACAUGUGGUGAAUUCACAGAGGAUGCUUAUAAAAUACGAAUACGCAUUGAUGACGAACCUGCCAAUCUGGAUAUCUUGGACACAGCAGGACAGGCAGAGUUUACGGCCAUGAGAGACCAGUACAUGAGGGCUGGUGAGGGAUUUAUCAUCUGUUACUCAAUCACAGACCGGCGCAGUUUCCACGAAGUGCGUGAAUUCAAACAGCUCAUCUAUCGUGUUCGACGCACUGAUGACACUCCUGUGGUCCUGGUGGGGAAUAAAUCUGAUCUGACACAGCUACGGCAGGUCUCUAAAGAAGAAGGCUCUGCUUUAGCACGAGAAUUCAACUGCCCUUUUUUUGAAACUUCAGCUGCAUACCGUUACUAUAUCGAUGAUGUAUUUCACGCUCUCGUGCGAGAAAUCCGCAGGAAAGAGAAAGAAGCAGUAAUGGCAAUGGAAAGGAAAUCAAAACCUAAAAGCAGCAUGUGGAAAAGACUGAAGUCACCUUUUAGAAGGAAGAAGGAUUCAGUCACUUGAACAGAGAGAAUUCCUCUGCAAAAUAAAACCUGUGAACAGCCAUUUGUAACCAAAGCAGUUUAGUGACAAUGUCUUGACAGCAUGUUUUAAACCCGAUGGGACUUCUCCAAGGGAAUGCUUAACUUUUACCAAUUAUUUUUCUUCAGAAUUAUAUUCCCUUCAUUUUGGAUAUUUAACUUAAGACACAGUCACAGUUACACUUCUGUUAUAAUUUUUUUUACUGGAUCCAGCAAAUGUUGCUUGUAUGUCAUUGGUUACAAAUGCUGAAAGGUUUAUGUCCCUGCACUUUUCCAUGUUUGUUUUCAGUCGCUGCGUACUGGAAGCUGAAUUGUGUAAAAUAUUGCUGAAGUACCCAACCUAACUUAUUUUUUUUUCCUAGUUGUUUGCACAAGAAAGUGUUGCUGCUCUCUGGAACAGUAACCCACAUCAUGAGAGGCGACUUGUUGAGGUCGCGCUGAAGAGAAGUUUACAGAGUGUGUGUCACGACUCGCAGCCUUGGCUGUGUGCAGGCGUGAUUGAACGGAGCUGUGCUAGAGUUCUUGUGUUCUCAUUGAACAGAUUUCUUUCCAGCAAAAGUAACAUGGAAUACUUGUACAAGUUUAUCUAAAUUAUCAGCUAACCAGCAGUGUUGUAGGUGGGAUUCUAAACAAGUCAGAAAAAGCAAAUCAUGGUUCCUAUGGCAGCUGUAACUUGGCAACAGUGCCAAAUAUGCACAAAUAUGUAGCAUUUUCCUACUGUAUAUAGCAUUUACUGCGUUGCCACAGCAGGUGUCAUGUAAUGAUGUUGUAGAAACCACAGCUUUGAGUUUUCUGUCUUGUUGCUUAAAAACCAUAGAUGUAACGGUGUACUGGCUUAUUUAUUUACCUUCAGUUGUAUGUUAUUUCUUAAAGGAGCCAGUAUCUUUGUGAAGUAGAAGUUUCUAACAUAGUAAUUUCAAAUUAUUCUAUGAUAACUCCUUUAUAGAGAAAAUGACUGAUACUGAGUUACCUGGGCUCAGAGCAAAUAUCCCCAGUACUGGUAAGAUUCCUCUGGGGCAGUCUUAGAAGCAGAAUUGCCAGAGCAGAGGAAGGAAGCACUUUGGUGGGCACGGUGACCGUUCCAACAGACGCUCCCAUCCCUGACCUGGCCACGGGGCGCUCCAGGCACUGCAGGGACAGCUCUCAUGCUCUGUAAGGAAGGAUUUGGUUAAGAAAAUGCUGCUGAGGCAGACCCUCCAUACGCAGAGAUACUCUCUGCUUUUGAGCUGAUUUACAUACGCAUCAGUUCGAGAAUUAAAUCUAACAGAGACAGAUGUCUGGUGUUCCUCUUGAUUUUGUUUUUUAAUAAUAGAACAAACCAUAGUUGAGUAACUCAGACACGGUUAAAUCAAGCUUCUCAGAGAACUAAGUGCCUAGAAUCUUUAAGAGCGAAGUAGCUUAAUAGACUAAGUGUAGUGUAGCCAUUAUCUGUGCCAGUAAUUGUUAAUCUUGCUGAUGAAAAGUCAGAUCCGUACUGUCCGUCUUAGUGUGCUGCAUGUCAUCGUGCAGUCAAAACUGAAAAUUCACAUGUAAAAGGAUUAGUACAUGAAGCAAGAAUAGCAAAUAUAUCAGCUUAAGCUUUUUUUUUCUUGCUAAGCUCCUUAUUGUUUAAAAUAUGACUGGAAAUUCUGUGCCUGUUGGUUUUAAGAGUAUUUUCUUUGUGUAGAAUUUUAAAAAAAAACAAAUUAUAACAAGAAAUUUGGAGGGCGUUACACUUUUUUUUAUUUUGUUGGUGGCUGAGCUAAACAUUUAAAUGGGUUUCUGUUUCUCACUUCAGUGCUCAAGUGCUAUACACUACACUGGUAAUAAUCAUAUGUGUGUGUUUGAAAAAGGCUGAGAAAAAUUCAUAUUGUUUAGAAUUUAAGAGCAGUUCGCAUGUCUUUUCAGUAUUUACUGGUUUAGGACUGUAAGUCCUCUAAUCAUUGAUUAAAUGUUGUCUGUACCUCAGAUGAAAGCCAUCUCACAGAAAAUUUGAGGAGAAGGCAGGGACAAUGGUUCAGAAGUUGCUGUAAAAGUAGUUGCUGAUUCUGUCAUAGAAACUCUUUCAGAACAGCCUCCCGGAUGCGCUGAGCAGGGCCUGAGGCCAUGACAGGCUCUCCCUGUGCUUUCCCUUGAUGCCGUAAGUUAAAGUAUUCCCGCGUUCAGAUUUUUCAGAUGAUUAAGGGUAACCCGUCAGCAGUACUGAGAGCUCUCUGGGACUCUUCCCACCUUGAAAUAACUGAUGUCUGUGCCUUACAGGAUUCCUUCCAAGCCACUGAAAUGUUUACUAAUGCCUUUUGUGAGCCUGUUGCUUAUAGAAUUGCUACAUCAGAACAGCAGCAAGCACUUUUUUUACACAGUGUUAUUCAAAGAGUUCUAUUUUUGUCAUGUAUAAAUUUGUACACAGAAUUACUGUUUUAUUUGACACAAUAUAUGGUUUUUAAUAGAAA
Molecule: messenger RNA, 3873 nt
Organism: Calidris pugnax (ruff)
Lineage: Eukaryota; Metazoa; Chordata; Aves; Charadriiformes; Scolopacidae
Gene: RIT1
Product: Ras-like without CAAX 1
Exons: 3
Coding region: 867-1427 (186 amino acids)
Biological process (GO): Ras protein signal transduction
Cellular component (GO): plasma membrane
Molecular function (GO): GTPase activity; GDP binding; GTP binding
Source: RefSeq, a predicted model, not a curated record